Molecule: messenger RNA, 396 nt
Organism: Purpureocillium takamizusanense
Lineage: Eukaryota; Fungi; Ascomycota; Sordariomycetes; Hypocreales; Ophiocordycipitaceae
Exons: 1
Coding region: 1-396 (131 amino acids)
Source: RefSeq, a predicted model, not a curated record
AUGACCACCCAAGAUGAGCACAAGAUGAGGGAGUCAUGCGAGCAGGCGAGGCGCAUUGACCCGGCGAUUAGCGAGGCGGGAAUGGCUUUGUGCGACCGGCCGGCCGACCGACCGACCGACAAGACAGACAGACAGACAGACAGACGCAAGGCCCCGGAAAUGGGGUGGGGCGUGUGGGCGUCUCUAGAUGCAGGUGGCGAUGGGCUGUCUCACGGGCCGCCUGCCAUCGCAGCCGCCGCCGUGGCCAUCGAGGCCAUUGCCGGUGGGGGGCUUGCUUGGGUGCUGCUGCUGCCGGCAGGCACUGAUGCUGCUGUGGGGGCUUGCUGCGAUGAGGCUCGCGAGUACUUUGUACGGAAACAGAGAGACCACACACGCCCGUACUGUAUCGGGGUAUGA